Saprolegnia diclina VS20 is the source of this 1921-nucleotide messenger RNA. RefSeq lists its product as hypothetical. Bases 1 to 1908 code for a protein of 635 amino acids. The transcript has a single exon. NCBI's taxonomy places the organism in Eukaryota, Oomycota, Saprolegniomycetes, Saprolegniales, Saprolegniaceae. The record is from RefSeq and is a predicted model, not a curated record.
AUGACGUACGCGCUGCCGCUCGGGCACAUUGCUCCGACGACGCACCGCGAUCAAGAGACGUCGUUUCGCAUGUACUGGUCAUUCGCAAGUGAUCUCUGGGCCAUCGGUGCGACGAAUACCACAACCAUUGGCGGCUGUAGUUUGCUCCGGUCGAGUCCCCAAUUUGCUUUUGCCAACUGGUCGAGUAUGUCUGUGCUGACGGAGAAUCGGACGUUGCCGAGUCCUCUCUCGUUGGGGUUGCAGCUCGUUGCGUCGGCCGUCGGGCCCUUCAACAGCAUCGAUAUGUUUGUGAUACCGUGCCCGGCAUCGGCUACAUUCUUUGUCAAGCGGGCUGCCACCGCGCUGGCCCACGUUCUGCAUGUCGAUGCUGCGGCGUUCUCAGAGUUGCGAGUGCGGGACGUCCUCCAGCAGAUACCCCCCGCGCUGCUGGCAAAUGGAACCGCCCAUGUCACGUGCGGCAACAUUUUUUGUGGCAACGACGUCGCGCCGUACCCGUCGUACGGCGGCCUGUACGGGGGGUUUGGCGCCGACAAGCUGUGCCAUAGCUUGCAGUUGGAGCUCUUGUACCCAACCGCACGCCACGUCGUCACUUCGAUCCUCGGUAUGCACGCAAUUUACGCCCACACUGUGAAUUUCAACCGCAUUUGCGCGCUCGACACGCUCGCGUCACCGAGUUGCGCCGCCGACCACGUUGCCUUUUGGACCUACGUAACUCAGACGCAGGCUGGUGUGUUUACCGAAGCAACAGCGGCGGCUGUCGCCGCGUUUGCAGAUGUCCAAGCGCUCAACGUGAGCGCGGUGCAGUUUGUGACGUCGGCGACACACGAUCUUUCUCUCUUUACCACGGCUCUCUUUCCGCGCAGCGACAUGGCGUGGUCCUUCUAUGGCUACCAUUUUCUGUACGAAUGGGCCACGGGUCGACGCGAAGUGGUGCGUUUUCUUGGCGACGCCGGCGAGAUGACAUUAUUGUCCUCGGUGAGCCCGCUCUUGGCCAUGCCGCCAAGCCCGAUCGCCGUACCGUGGACGUUUACGUGGCUACUUCAGCUCGGUUGUCUGUAUGUCACCCUUGUGCUCAUUGGUGUGGUUGGUCUGGGCGCGUGCCAUACGCUCGUCGUGUCGCGCGGGCAGGUGGAAGGCUUCAACCUCUUGUGCGUCAACCGGCUCGUGGGCCUCGUCUGGGUUGGCCGCCCGCUCUUGCUAUUGCGCAGCAUCACGGCUCUCGUGCUGCUCAACACGGCGCCACUCACGCUUGUACGCGGUGCCGGCGCGGUGACCUACGCCAUCUCACCACCACUUCCUUGGUACAAGACGGUUCUGGCCGCAGCCGAGGUCACGUGGCUCGUCUAUGUACUCAAUGACGUUUUGAGUUGCUUCACGCUGCAGUAUACGUCCACAUAUGCGUUCAAAAGUGCCAAUGCCGCGUUGACGAUCGGGGCCAUCUCCACGUUUCUCUUGCCUGUAUCGCCCGUGUUUCACGUUGCGCGGCGCUGCAACGCGAUCAAUAUGGACGAUCGCGUCGAUUGCAUCAGUGCCAACGUGGCGAUCGGGUCCAUACAUCGCGUUUACAUCCUCAUGGGGCUCUCAACCGCCAGCAUUCUUGGCUGUUUUGCGCUGGACCGCUGGCGCUGGCCACAACUGGCCCCGAUCGAGCUCGUGUCGGCGGCGCUCAAUGCGCAUAGCAUUUAUAUGCUUCGCCUGGACCGCUGGAAAUUCGGCAACGAGUACUUUCUCGAUACGACGUCGGCCAUCAUGACCGGGCUCCUCGCGUGGCGCCACAAGUCGCUUUGGUACGUGUUGGACAUCAAGACGUGGCGGCUCGUGACGCGACCGUUCGUCGAGUUUGCGACGACGCACGACGAUGGCGAUAGUCGCCGCUUUCAGCGCGCGAUCCCGAUCAGCCGACUAUAAUGGACGUUUUUUG